This is a messenger RNA of Papilio xuthus (Asian swallowtail), 6812 nucleotides long. RefSeq lists its product as uncharacterized. NCBI's taxonomy places the organism in Eukaryota, Metazoa, Arthropoda, Insecta, Lepidoptera, Papilionidae. The transcript has 9 exons. The coding region runs from base 1130 to 6289 and encodes 1719 amino acids. The record is from RefSeq and is a predicted model, not a curated record. Gene Ontology annotation, molecular function: protein binding.
UGUUCUGUAUUUAUACUUUAAUCAAUCAUAUUUAGUAACUGAUAUACUAUACUUCUAUCAAAAACAUAGGAUUUUGGAAUUGCGCUUAAUGGAUUCUUCUUAGGCACGUCUUUCCUUGGAUUUACGUUUCGAGCUUGUAUUUUUCCUGUCUUUUUUUUAAUUCUGCGUCUCAAAGUGUUCGUUUUCGCGUAAUAUCUCGAUAAUAGUGAUUUAUAUCAAAUACUUGUUACAUAUUGUCGGCAAUAUCUUGCAAAAUGAUUUAAUAACAAUACAAUUAUUUGUCGCGGAUUUCACGUUACGAAUAAAAUCAGCCUCAUUUUGCUCUUGUAUGAAAUAUCGAUUUUUAAGCAAUUCCUUUAAAUUAAACUAUUUUGAGAUCUGAUGUUAAAUAGAUGGACUGGUACAAGUUUAGAUCUUUAUUACAAGGAAAAUCUUGCUCAUUCAUCUUCAUAAAAUUCUGUGAGCAAGGUUUUACAAAAUGGCCAUUGCAAAGAAUUUCCUAGUUUUAUUUUUUUAAUAUCUAUUAUUGAAAGUGAUAAUACACUUCUCUUAAUUUAAUCAUUAGAUGAUUUUAACUUGGAGCAAUAUGUUAAAUGAAAACUUCAGAAAUUCUUAUUAGAUAUUAGGCAAAUUUGCUUAAAAUCUUUAGCAGAAUUAUUUCUGGAAUAUAUCACCCUAAGCUUUGGAGAUUACAAUUUGCAAAGGGUAAUAGUCAGUUAAGUUAAUCAAAGGGUAAUGUUUAGCGUUGAGAAAUUUAAUUCACUUGAAUUUUAUAAAUUAUACAAGUGAAUAAUAUUAUUGCAUUCUCUGGUUUAGAUAUUUUAAAACCUUAUGCUUCAUCAACACAUAAGUCAACUUGAUAAACAUUUAGAAUAUGUAACAAGUAUAUCUUUGUAGGAAAUAGAAUCAAUACAGUCGAUUCUUUUUUCUACUAACAUAUUAUUCAUCUACACAAUUCAUCAAAUUUAAUGUAAAUCUUAUUCUGAUAUUUAAAUUUGGGUUUUUGUUGCUUUAUCCUAUAAAAUAUUUCAUGGUAGUUCAGUCCUCUGUAUACACAAACUCCAAAACGUCCAGAUCAUUAUUUUGGUUGUAUAUUUAAAGAUUUACUGCUCAAUUCUUGAUAUGCAUAAUGGAUAGAGGGUUAAAGCCCAUCUGGGCGUGCAGGACGUCAGCUUCUGAUGAAGCAUCUGAAUUGGAGUACUAUCUGCAGAAGCAACUUGAAGAUGAUGUUGCGAGAAUAUUUGAUGAAUCAAUUUAUUCAGACCUUGAACUAAGUUGUGGCAAACAAAAACUACUCACACAUACAUGUUUACUAAAAGCGCGUACUAAUACAUUUUAUAACACACUGCAAACGAUUUUGCAUGUCAAUGUUAACCAGCGUAUCUUUGAUGAAAUUUAUUCAUUUGUAAGCGAUGUUUAUACUGAAUGCAAUAUAAAACAUCAAGAAGCUGAAAUUCUUCAAUAUCUAAAAGAAAAUCUACAAUUUGAGAAAAAAGAUGCUUAUUAUUUAAGCAAGGACGAUUUACCAGAUGAAAAUGAAAUAUUUUUGACACCAAAAUGUCUUAGUCCUUUUCCUGAACAAGAAUUGAAGGGAAAUCCGUUGAGCCCAAACACUGAAUUGACUAAAGAGUAUUAUGCAUUAGUGCCAAUAGACGGACAUACAUUUGAUCAAGAAAUUGGAGAACAAGAUGCUUUAUCAAAUGCAUUUCAAUCUAUGAUCAACGCCCAGGCAAAGGAAACUAUUAAGCAGCAACUUUCACCACGUAACAAACCUACAUCAUUGGCUCUUACAUCUAGCCAUACAACUAAAACUAUUCAACAUUCCAACAGUUGUGAUACUUUUGAUUCCAAUCGCUUUGAAGAUAUUUAUUAUCAAAGCGAAAAUGUAGUGAAAAAGACACUGGAUGAAACAUUUUCUCUUAAAAAAUGUAGUAUACCCACUGACGAAUUGGUCGAUAAUUUGAACAAUGAUUUGAAAACACUGAGCAAUGGUGAAUCAGUGGUUGAUAAAACAAUAGAACCAUCUUACACGCCAGACAGUUUGAUAACUGACGAACCUAGUUCAUCAUCAGAUUAUUUAUCUGCGACUUACACUUGUCCACCGGGAAUAUAUUCUUCCAUUUGCCAACCUCUGAAUAAUAUCGGAGAUUCCUUUACAAAAAUGGAUAGCACGUUUACACCAUCAGAUUCUGGUGUAGAGAAUGGACUACUAGAAAGCCAAAGUAGUCAUCGUGAUAUCACGUUGACUGAUUUAUCUUUAACGGAAAGUGCCAUACAAGACUCUUCGUCUGAUGACUUAAAGCAAAUGUUAAGUUCGUCAAAUCCAACCGAUGACAACAAUGUGUCAAAAUAUAAAUAUGCUAGUGGCCAGUCAGACAAGGGGUCUUUAAGUAGUACAUCUACUGAAACUAGUAGUGGACAAGUUGCGUAUCGACAGACUGAGGAGAGGUCGUCGGUACGAGCAAUGGAUCUUCAAUCAUCGAAAGAAGAAAAACAACGACAAAAUGAGGAGAUCGUUAAUUUGGAAUCAUCCUCUGUAUCAUCUGAAACUGGAUCUUGGGAAUCGAUAUUUCCACCAAAGAUAGGCGAAAAGGCAAUAUGCGAGCAGUUUAUAUCUGAAGAAAGACAAUCUAACAAUCAGAAUACUGUGACAAAAAUCACUGAUUUUAUGGAAAAUAAUUCCCAAAGCUUGGUACAAAAAAUACAAGUUCAAUCUGGUUCCUGUUUCAUAGAUGCUGCUAGCUUACAGGAUGAAGAUGAGACUAUAGGAAUUGAAGAAAAUCUAAAAUAUUAUGACAAUUACAAAAAGAGAGACAUUGAGAAAUCUGACUCUCUUCUACCGGUUCUAAGCGAAACACCAUCCAGCAGUCAAAUUGAGACUGGUAAAAAUGGUCUGUGUGAUGGCACUGAUGAUUAUACCAAGCCACAACCCAAAGCAGAUUCAAAUGAAAUUGUCGAAAUGAAAUCACUUGAAGAAAACCAUAAAAAUACCUCUUCUCUUACAAAUGAUUUUAAACAACAUUUUGAUGCUUCAAAUGAUUUUGGAAAAACAUCUGAUACCCCACAUAAUUCAAUAAAUGUUUCACAUCCAUUACAAGAGAAAAAGGCAACCAACGAUGAAAAAAUAAACAAUGAUGAAAAUAAUUCAACAAUAGAUAAUAUACCAGUGGCUCAAGAAAAAUCUAGUCAUACAUUUUACAUUGAUUUCUCCAGUUUACCUGAUUCAAACCCUACCGAGGACACCAAAACUGUUGAAACCCAGUCAGAGAAAAAAAAUAUGUUUUCAAUGUUUAUUGAUUUGGGAGAAAAAUCAAAGUUGAAGAAAAUACCUGCAAGACUUUCAUCUCUAUUUCCCCCAAGGAAAAAUACGAAGGAAAAAUCAUUGAUUGAACAAACAAGCACAGCAUCAUUUGAAAGUUGCGAGAUGUUGUGCAAGGAUACUUCUUUGACUAUUUCUGAAAUUGUUGCUAUACAUAACCAAAUGGAAUCCGAAAAGCAAACAGCUUUUGUUCAAAAAUCCGAGCCCUCGGCGGAGGCAAAUUACAAUCCUGACGAGAUGGCUUCAGAAAGUGUUGUCAAGGAAGUGAAAAAUGUUCAGGAUCAUUCAGACCUGUUUGUGAAGCUCUCCGAUUUAGACAAACCUCCGAUGAAAACCGAUUUUACUCGGAUCUUACAAAGAAAAAGUGAAGGAUUGGAUGUACGGAUGACUAGAUCGAUACCAGAGAAUAACUGGCGCGUUAGUCACACGUCUACAUAUAGAUCAACAGAAAUAGUUAGCUCUUUCCACUCUGAGAAUGCAUUGAGCUUGAAUCGUUUAUUCCCUCAUUUGAAAGAUCAAUUGAUUAGUAGGAGUAUGCCUGGAUCCCAAGGACCUCUUAACUAUUCCAACAACGCAGUGGCUUGUAGUGAUUGGGAGGAUGAACUGACACCAUAUGCAACCAAUGAACAAACAACUGUUGCUGUAACAACUGUUUCAGUGACAGAAACCUGUACAUCUAUAUCCGCGGAGGAAUUGGGUAAAUUGUAUGAAUUGAUGGCGUCCUGUCAAUCACCAUUAGGACAAGAUUUACUGAGGAUGUUUAUUGAGGAAAUAGCACCUGAUGUUAUUGUUGAAUGCAGUGGAAGGCGAAUCAAGGCACAUAAAUGCAUCUUAAUAUCUAGAUGUCAAUAUUUUGCUGGGAUCUUAAGUGGCAGUCGGAUUGAAGCCACAGGCAAUGUUAUUGUUAUGCCACCAUUCUCUCAAGAAGUAUUCUUAUUCGUUCUUUGCUACAUUUAUUCCGGGAUAUCGGUGAUACCAAGUACAAUGAAUAUUGUUGAACUUGUAACACUUAGCGAUAUGCUACGCCUGGAAGGGCUGAAAGAAGUAAUAAUGCUUUAUCUGAAAACAAAAUAUUGUCAUCACUUCCAUAGCCCUUGUGAAGUUUGUAUUGCGGGUAUACUUGAAAGUUUCCAUCUCUCAUCGAUGUAUUCGCUGGAUGAUCUAUAUCAUAAAUGUCUGAAAUGGAUCACAAGAUUUUUCCCUCUUGUGUGGCCAACGAAAGCAUUUUCAUCUAUGAAUGAUUACUUGGUGGAGAAAUGUGUCAGAGCUUUGUUGGAACACAUCUCAAUUGAAACCUUCCAUGGUAUAGUGUUUGGAUUAGGUGUUACAAUGGCUGCGCUGCAAAGCAGAAAAUGGACUAAGAACUUGGAGCGGCACUGCUACCGUGUGAUGGAAACUGCUAUCAGAUAUGCUGCGAACAACCUCGAGAUUCUAAUGAGGGAGUUGGCACCUUUAUCAGCCGAUGCCCAUAGCUCGGCCAAACGUUCACUAGAGAAGUGCAUGAAGAGUGCUAUCGAAAGGGCGCCGGGAGAGGAACUUUGCCGCACAUACGUUUUGUUGGGUGACUUGAUUGAGAAGCAAGGAGACAGCGGCGCACUUUAUGAACAGAGAUUCGAACCUCGAACGAUCCUGUAUGUUUAUGGCAACUACUGGCAACACUGCUGUGAAAUCGCUCUGGCAUACGCAUCACCGCGAUUGACUCGAACUCAAGCGUAUAAAGACUUGCCCUACGAAGUCAAACGAAAGUUGCGUUUGCUUAGUCCGCAAGAAGCUCUGAGUCCCAUUGGACCGGUGAGGAAUAGAGACAUCUAUUCAAACCCGAGAAGCGUCCGACCUCAACUGGCCAUUCCACAGUCGACGGCACUAUCCAAAUUGAAUGCCAACAAAACGGUGGAAACUAAAAAGUCACCUACCACCAGCACAUCAGCUGUGCGCACAACUAAAGCCCAAGAGCAAAGGACAAAGUUCAACAUAUUAAAGAAGAAACUGACUGAGGAACGUGAUAAUAAUAUUAGAGGCGCUGUACCUCGUCAAAACUUGUCCCCCAAGAGGCGAUCCAGAUCAAUGGAGAAAAAUGCGAAAACUGACAAGAAAGUUCCUUCUCAAGGAGCAGCUGCACAAAAUAAUUCUUCGGGAAACUCCAGCCCUAAUGAUUCCUCAAAAGGGAAAUGGUCGUCACGCAGCAAUGUGGCCGGAACAUCGCGCCCGAAGACUGCUGAUCCCGCACCUGAACCUGCUAAUGACAACAACAUGUAUGCAACGUACACAAAAUCGUCUCGCACUAAGAAAGAACCUGGCGAACGUACACUCCCACAAACUAAGCUGCCGACGUAUAAGUAUUCGUCGAUUUCAAAUAGACAUCACGAUGGCUCUGAAAAUAUGCCCAGUACAUCAACCGCAAGAGCUUUGCCUGCUGCAUCGUCAUCGAACACUGCACAGCAGAAACACGAUGAACCUGCGAAGAAAACGAGCGGUCUGAUAAAACCGCGCCCUAACAACCAACUGAUGAAAGAGAAAUCUGGUUCAUUGAAGAUUCACCAUUCUGAGACACGUAUAUUCUGUACCUCACCGCUGAGGGGAUCAUCUGCUCAGAUGCACAGAGAGAUGGCCGGUCCUUCCAGCCGACUUGUUCCUUUCACCGUAUCGGUACCGAAAUGCGAGCACCACGUGAACCGCUCAGACAAGGCUGUUGCCCUUUACAACAGACCUUCAGCAACAAAAACUCAGACUGUACAUAAGGUGAGUGGAUCCCUCACUAAAGCGACUAAAUCCAGCCAAGCUAAAGCUGUCACUAAAGUAACCAAUGAUGGAAAUGGAACAGCUAAAGUUUCAAAGCAACCAGUGAAAGCCAACAAUAGACAGGCUGUACCUCGCACCGAGCGACCUCUGAAGAACCGGUCACGCACCUGGUCAAAAGACGAGCCUAAAGAUGAUUCUGACGAUCAACAUGCAUUCCACGAUGACCAUUAAAUAUAUUUACUUAUUUUACCUCGUCUUGUAGCUGUUUUAUGUGUAUAUGUGUCUAUAUUAUGUAUAUUAUAAGAUUAAUGUCUAUACGAAUAUAAUCAACAGUUAUUUGAAAAUUAGAUGAAUACUAACAUCUUAUUGGUAAUUACGAUUUAUCAUAACUUAUUUCAAUAUCAAGAAAUUUAGAAUUUUAAAUUAAUUGGUGUUACAUCGAUGUUUAUAUAUCAAAUAAUCAUGACUUAAAUUAGACUCUCUCCUACGGCUUAAAGUUUAAACUUAAGGAAUAGCUUUCUAAGUCCCAUCUGUCUAUAAACCUCCACUCGUAUCAAAUUCUUAAUGUUAUCGAUAGAUUAUGAAAUAGUAAUGAGCUUUGCAAUUAUUAUUAGCGCCUAUUAUGAUGGCUUAAAACGAUUUGAUCGUAUUUUAUUUACUAUCGAUGUGCUAAAAUUUUGAAAUAAUAUUUUUUUUUAAUUUGCCAAUUAUUGUAAAAUAGUUAAAAUCUCAUAUUUUCCACUGUAUAUUGUAA